CCAUGUAAGGGUCUGCGCUCCCACCACUGGUUAUUAUAAGCGGGAGAAGAUAACACUGGCCCCGCAUAAAACCCACCCCGGCAUCAGGCCUAGGCCGGGAGUCCACGCGGGAUCACGCAGUCAUGGCAAGCAAGAAAGCGUCCAAUAAGAGACAGAGAGGAGCACAGAAGGCUUGCUCCAAUGUCUUCUCCAUGUUUGAGCAGUCCCAGAUACAAGAGUUCAAGGAGGCUUUUGGCUGCAUCGACCAAGACAGAGAUGGUGUUAUUAAGAAGCAAGACCUGAAGGAGACCUAUGCACAACUGGGAAAGCUCAACGUGAAGGAAGAGGAGCUGGAUGAAAUGUUGAACGAGGGCAAAGGACCAAUCAACUUCACCGUCUUCUUGUCCCUGUUUGGCGAGAAACUCAACGGCACUGAUCCAGAGGACACCAUACUCGCUGCCUUUAAGCUGUUCGAUCCCAACGCGACAGGUUUUGUCAACAAGGAAGAAUUUCGUCGACUAUUGUUGAACCAGGCGGAUAAAUUCACACAAGAGGAGGUAGAUCAGGCCUUUGCGCUGGCUCCCAUCGACCCGACAGGAAACAUCGACUACAAGUCCCUCUGCUACAUCAUCACACACGGAGAUGAGAAGGAAGAGUCCUGAACGAGGCCCGUAACAGUCCUUGAAAUCGCUGGAAUAAAUACUGUAACUGUACUGUCCACAACAGGGUCAAUCUUUUCCAUAACUCUGUAAUUUUUUUCUUCCAAGUUUCAAAUAACUUUCUUGUCAUACCACCCACACAUUUAUGCAUGAGCUCAAAAGUCCCAAACAGCGAAUCUCAACUACCCCACUCAAUGUUGAACCACAUUAAAAAUGGAUGGAAAAUUCCACAAUA
Molecule: messenger RNA, 873 nt
Organism: Hippocampus comes (tiger tail seahorse)
Lineage: Eukaryota; Metazoa; Chordata; Actinopteri; Syngnathiformes; Syngnathidae
Gene: myl7
Product: myosin, light chain 7, regulatory
Exons: 7
Coding region: 123-641 (172 amino acids)
Molecular function (GO): calcium ion binding
Source: RefSeq, a predicted model, not a curated record